AUGUAUCCAGUGCUCUUUAGGAACACUACAUGUCUCGUGUAUGAUGCGUGCAAGUUUUCAGCCAAAGGAUAUGCUCAGCAACCGGAAAGAGGCAAUCACACAUUCUACAAGAUGCCGGACCGUCCUCUCACCACCGACGCGGAAGAAAGCAUCACGAUGCAUACGGAUUGUUUCAAGUUGUGCCACCAGGCGUUUAAAAGCUAUACGCGCGACUCCUCAUACAAGGGUGACCCCAAAGAAGAAUUCAGACGCCUAUGGCUAGCCGCAACUUGGCGAUAUGCUUGGAAAAGCAUGCCACCUCUCAAGUUGCCGAGCCAUAGUACUCUUAUAGACCCGUCUCCUAGCCUUAUAAGCAAGCUCUGUGGCUUCAAGAAGGAGUUUCUUCCAGAGAUUGCCGUGCUCAUCCAGAGCUAUUCGCAGUCCAGCAUACUCUGGAGAUUUGACGCUACACUUCAGCUUGUGGAGGAGCUGAGUCUUGCUACAGCAGAUGACGCCGUCACCUGCUCGCUUUCCAAAGUGCUGUGCUGGUCUCGCAAUGGCUCUCCCAGAUUUGUGCAGGACGAGCUUGCUGACCCUUUUGUUUGUCUCGCAAUUGACUCUCAAGGCAUCAGGUCGAUAGACAGAGUAUCUGAGCUUUCAGCAACUUUGGCGGCCCAAAUGUCCAUUCACCCCAAUGUACUAUUAAUAGAGCCGGUGGAGGCAAUAAAGUCAAUUGACAUGGAAUUCAAGCUCGGGAGAAGUCGCUUACGCCUCCCCACUACAGCAAGUCUCAACGUCUGGAGCGCACCGCUGCCUGUGUCGAAUCUUUUAAACAUCAAAAACCAUGAGCGCGAUGCAGCCUCGGCCUCAUCUGCAUCUUUGUCUUCCCAUCUCGUCGCUACCAGCUUGGAUCCACGCUAUUGUACGGGAAUCUCCUUGUUCGUCACAGCUACACCAGGUAGUAAAAUAGUCGGUAUAUAUGGACACAGUCAUCGCGAAUCGCGACACCCAGAGACGUUUGAGUAUAUGACCUCUUUUCACGGAUGCCGGCUUAUUUGGAUAUACAUUCCUCUUGCUACCAACGACAAAAUCCAUGGUAUUGGUGUCAGGCGUAGCGCUCCACUACGCGAGCCACACUCCAUCACAUUACAAAUGACCUCUGGACAAUACAUUGUUGGCAUUCCACCAACAAAGGCCCCCGUCUAUGAGACAUUAUAUAUAGCAGGGCAGCAACAUCUUACACUCAUUCAUAGCAGCCCAAGCAACAGUGGCAUCUCAGUCAUUAAAGCUGAUGCUGAUCAUCAGUUUAAAUAUUGUGGCAUCCCUUCGGAUGGACCGCCCGUGCCUGCUGCAUGCUCGUCUUCAGCGCCACUAGAGAAUAUCUCAAGCAUCCACGUCUUUACGGAUGAGUCAACUAGACUAUGCAAAGGCUUACUGAUUGAGUAUAACGAUGGCUUGAAGAGAUCUCUAGGGCAGUGCCGCCUAGGCAUGGAUUCUGUCCAAAGUUAUAAGAAGCCAUCAAGCAUAUCACAUGCUAGUACCUAUCAGCCGACAUGUGAAAGGCAUCUGGUGCCAUGCAAGGGUGUACACGUUAUUUUUGACUCUCAGAAUCAUCAUUAUGGUGAAGAUGAAGGGUUAAUAUGGGAGCAUUAUGAGAUGAAAGGGCAGUUAUACUUUUGGUUUACGAUGCAUGAGGUUUAUUUGAAGGUCUCUCAAGAUUAG
This is a messenger RNA of Trichoderma atroviride IMI 206040, 1701 nucleotides long. Lineage: Eukaryota; Fungi; Ascomycota; Sordariomycetes; Hypocreales; Hypocreaceae. The record is from RefSeq and is a predicted model, not a curated record.